CACAAUUACCUGCUAACUCCCUAAGGAACACUACUCUAAGAUGCAUUUCUCCUUCCUGACGGCGCUCCUGAUGGCGGCAAUGGUGGCGGCGGCUCCUGAGGCCCAAUACGGCUAUCAGGCCCCUAAGUGCCAGCCUGAAAUCCAGUACGUGACCCGGACGGAGACCGUGCCCGAGUACGUAACCACAACCCAGUACCAGACUCAGACGCAGUACCAGACUCAGUACCAGCCGCGCUACGUCACCCAAACGCAGCAGGUGCCACAGUACGUCACCCGAACGCAGACGGUGCCCGAGUACAUCACCCAGACGGUGCCUCAGUACGUCACCAGGACGCAGUACCAGAAGCAGUACGUCACCGUCACCAAGCCAUGCCAGAGCUCGGGAGGUUACGGUGGAUAUCACGGCUGACGUCUCCCGAGGAAUGUCCGUGAUGUUUAAGGCUCGGAACCGGCUUUCAUGAUUUCUUAAAUAAACUGUCUUUAAAUA
Molecule: messenger RNA, 487 nt
Organism: Penaeus monodon (black tiger shrimp)
Lineage: Eukaryota; Metazoa; Arthropoda; Malacostraca; Decapoda; Penaeidae
Exons: 5
Coding region: 41-409 (122 amino acids)
Source: RefSeq, a predicted model, not a curated record